UGACUGAGCAUGCGCCUGUGUGUCUGUGUGUGUUAGCUGUUAGCAUUUAGAGAUGGCCGCAGACAAGCAGAACGAAGCCAAAGUUUCCUCCAUGGAUGAAAACAAGAAGAAUUCACCGGACGGGAACAUCGGACUGGAAAUUUUACAAAUAAUCAAGGAUUCCCAGCAGCAGCAUGGCCUCAGACAUGGAGACUACCAGAGAUACAGGGGCUACUGCUCGCGCAGACUGCGUCGCCUGCGCAAGACUCUUGGCUUCAAGAUGGGCAACCGACACAAGUACAUUGGGAAGAAGAUAACUGUUGAAAUUGUUUCUGACAGCAGGUAUCUGUUGCUGGUUUUGAUGGAGGCAGAGCGUGCGUGGAGUUACGCCAUGCAGCUGAAGCAGGAGGCCAAUACAGAGCCACGUAAGCGCUUCCACCUGAUGGCACGACUGCGCAAGGCUGCCAAGCACAGCGAGAAGCUGGAGAAGCUCUGCGAGAGCCCCCGCGUCGACGCUAAGACCAAACUUGAGGCGCAGGCCUACACUGCAUACCUGACUGGGAUGGUGGAGUUUGAGCUGCAGGAGUGGAAGCGUGCCAUGGAGGCCUUCAACAAGUGCAAGACCAUCUAUGAGAAGCUGGCCAGUGCGUUCACUGAGGAGCUGGCAGUUCUGUAUCGCCAGCGUGUGGAUGAGAUUUCACCCAACAUCCGCUACUGUGCUUACAACAUUGGUGACCAGAACGCCAUCAAUGACCUGAUGCAGAUGAGACUGACUGGUGGAGGAGGAGGCAUGAUGGCUGAGAAACUAGAGGCCCUGAUCACUCAGGCAAGGACCAGGCAGGCAGCCACCAUGAGUGAGGUGGAGUGGCGAGGGCGGACGGUGCCCGUCAAGAUCGACAAGGCCCGCAUUUUCCUGUUGGGUCUGGCAGACAAUGAGGCUGCGAUCGCUCAGGCAUCCAACGAGGAGACCAAAGAGCAUCUGUAUGAGACCCUGCUGGCAGAGUGCAGAGACACCAUCCAGGCUGUGAGAGAGGAACUCAAGAGUGAGGCGAAGCAACGAGAUAGGAGCUCUGAUGCUGACAGUGGAAAGGUGUCCAACCUGCAGUUCCUGCACAGUUACCUGACCUACAUCAAGCUGUGUACGCUGGUGAAGAGGAAUGAGAGCAUGGCCCAUACUCUGCAGGCUAAACUGAAGGAACCCGAAGCCGACGAGAACAAGAGAGGACCCCGUCCACAGGACCUCAUCCGCCUCUAUGACAUCAUCCUGCAGAGCCUGGCUGAGCUCUCAACCCUGCAGGGUCUGGAGGAUGACCACAGCUUCCAGAAGGAGGUGUCCCUCAAGACCCUGGUCUACAAGGCCUAUAGAUGUUUCUUCAUAGCCCAGUCCUAUGUGCUGGUGAAGAAGUGGAGCGAGGCGCUGGUGCUGUAUGAGAGGGUUCUGAAAUACGCCAAGGAGGUCAAGUCUAAGGCCAAGACCUUUAACAACAGCCUCAAGGAUCUCCCUGACGUUCAGGAGCUCAUUGCUGAGGUCAACGCUGAAAAAUACUCUCUUCAAGCUGCUGCCAUUUUAGACACUGAUGAGACUGCUGAAGUUCCCUCUCAGCAGCAGGUGAAAGACAACACGCCACUCUGCAACCGCCUGGAGACUUUCCGCCUCGACCCCGCUCUCGUAGGAAAACAGCCCAAUCUGGUUCAGUUCCCUCCUGAUUUCCAGCCAAUUCCCUGCAAGCCACUGUUCUUUGACCUUGCUCUCAACCACGUGGCCUUCCCACCCCUGGAUGACAAGGUGGAACAGAAGGGCAAGGGCGGUCUCACCGGCUACAUCAAGGGCAUCUUUGGCUUUGGCAGCUAAAUAAAUCCACAGGUUCUGGUCUCCAUGAGAGAUCCACAAGGCCCUGAGUCUACCACAAGCAACCAGACUUGGGUCAGUUGUUAAUUAGAAUAAUUUCAGUUACUUUUAUGUUUAAUUUUUUAUUUUAUUUUGUGCGCAAGAUGGGUGCAGUGUGCCGUUUUGAGGAAGGCAGGAUAGAUUAUUGAAAUUUAAUUAAAUCAGUUUCAAGUAGCAAUAUGACCCAAGUCCACCUGCCACCUUUAAAUAAUAACAUCAGGCUGUGUGUGUGUUUCUAGCAUACAACCUUUAUUUGAGCUAUGGAGGGUGUCUCUGUGGUCUUGAGAAGUACAGUCAUGUUGUUAAUCUCACAAUCCUGUCAGAGUAAAUUAAACCACUCAGGCACCCAUAGUUAUUUGUAUUUCAGUGUUAUGUAAGCGCCUUCAUGUAAUUUUUUCAAUUUUUUUCUUUAUGUGCGAGCCGUUUUCAGCAUUGUUUCUUAAACAUGAAAUUGACAAAGUGCAGUUUUGUUUUGGCGCAUACUUUGACUUCAAACACAAAGUAGUGCUGAUCAAAUACUAUAAAUAUCCUGUGACUUGUAGUGACAAACUGAAGCUGUUUUAUCAGUCAUCAUAGUUUCAGAAGACUUAAGCUGCGUCACAGUUCUUCCCUUCGUAUGUUCUCUGCUCUCAAUGCACAGUCAAAAGGAUAAAGAGACCAAUUUGUGUUCAGAGCUUGACUUCAUACACUGACAGUCGACCGCAUCCUGCUCCACAUGCUGAAUAUUUACCCAGAAAUCAAGAAAAGAAGAUGAAUACUACAGGGCGGUAAUGCAGCAUUAAACUGUUGAUUUACUGUUAAAAAGCACAAGGUGAAAGAUAUCUCGACCCCUUUGUUUGUCUCUUGUGAGCGCCGUCUGAUGUGAACAGUGACAUCGUCAAGGCCUCUUCAAACAGGAAGAACAGUUACGGGAAGAAGUGGGAUAAAGCUUAAAAGUUAUGAAUCAAUGUUGUUUUUCCUUCAAAAGAAGAAUAACAGGAUGGUUCAGUGUUUUUAAUUUGCCAAUUGUCAACUGCAGCCUACACAGGUCGUACUGUUGCAUGACAUUUUACACUAAACUUACCUUGUUAGCGAAGGGUCCAACGGCUUCAGCCCGUCUGCAUGAAAGCCCAAGCCUCAUUUUUAACACCCCUCAAUAUCUUCAGUUAUCACGGUGCACGUUUUCUACAAAAGGCCCUGCUGGUUGAUGACCAUGUGGCACCAGCACUGAGGUGAGGAAAUAAUUGCAAGUGCAGCUCUUCAGACUGUAUUUAAUCGCUGUUUUUAUUUAAACAUUUUUAUUUACAGAAUCACUGUUAUAGGACAGCAGUAGUCAUCAAGGACAGAGUUUUUAGCAGCCUUUCAUUCACCACACCACCACGCCUGUGUGUCCGUCAUGAGUAGGACUAAAAUGUUUUCAUCACCAGUGACAUGUCUGUGGAUAUACUGUAAUGCUAGGAAAAUCUUUGUUAUUGGUUGUUUGCCAGCCAUAAUGUCCACACCAAAGCAGCUCCUAUUCCUCUGAUCCUUAAGGGACCUGGUUUGCCUGUGAUACCUGGUUAAACUCUCACUAGAGGACUGUUUCAGUGUCACUCAACCACUCGUACAUUUUACAUUUUUAUCGAUGUCUUUGGUUUUAAUUUUUUUUUUCUCCCCUUCAGUAUUUUAUGUUAAAGAAUUACGAUUGAUUGAUGUGCUGGAAUAGUUUCAGCACUCUACCUCAAUCAGCCUGGAAAACAGUUAGUCGUGAUCAAUAAUUGUUGGAAAGAGAAAUUAAUUGAUGAGAACGUGUGAUUUGAUUUAAUUUCCAGGCCUAUAAUUAAAAUAUAUUUGCACCAAA
Morone saxatilis (striped sea-bass) is the source of this 3686-nucleotide messenger RNA. It is a transcript of the gene srp68, whose product is annotated as signal recognition particle 68. The coding region runs from base 53 to 1831 and encodes 592 amino acids. Gene Ontology annotation, cellular component: signal recognition particle, endoplasmic reticulum targeting. NCBI's taxonomy places the organism in Eukaryota, Metazoa, Chordata, Actinopteri, Moronidae. Gene Ontology annotation, molecular function: protein binding; signal recognition particle binding; endoplasmic reticulum signal sequence receptor activity. Gene Ontology annotation, biological process: SRP-dependent cotranslational protein targeting to membrane. The transcript is spliced from 16 exons. The record is from RefSeq and is a predicted model, not a curated record.